Molecule: messenger RNA, 444 nt
Organism: Neoarthrinium moseri
Lineage: Eukaryota; Fungi; Ascomycota; Sordariomycetes; Amphisphaeriales; Apiosporaceae
Exons: 1
Coding region: 1-444 (147 amino acids)
Source: RefSeq, a predicted model, not a curated record
AUGGGCAACCAAGCCUCCACCCUCGUCGCGGUCCCCUCGCCCGUCCAGGAGCCGCACAACGCGCACUGCGCGUACUGGUACCCGGCCAAGGCGGGCGACACGUGCGAGGCCGUGGCGCGGGCCAUGUGCGGCGACGUGGCCCGGCUGCAGGCGCUGAACCCGGCGCUGGCCGGCGACUGCGGCGCCCACCUCUGGGCCGGCACCUGGUACUGCCUGCAGGACGUCGGCCAGCCGGCCCCCUGCGCCGGCGCGCCUGAGCUUCCCGUGCCCGAGGCCUGCCCGCCGGGCUUCAUCUGCAAGAAGCCCGGCGAGGACGGCUGCCCGGCCGACCGCUUCUGCAAGAUCGAGGUCGUUGCCCAGCCCGACGUCACGUCCACGGCGGUCGUGGUGGUCACCGCGGCGCCGGUGAGUCUCGAAAAGAAGCGGGUAGUGUACAGGGCUUAA